CUCAAGCUUCCUGUAUAAAUACAUGUAGCUUUCUCACUGCUACUGCAUGCAAGCUGUGACGUGCUUUUUAAGAUAUAAUGGCAACAUGCUCUUAAAAGCAGGGAGGGGAUUAUUUAUUCGUGUGGCAAAAGGGCUGGGAGACAAGUCCUGUUACAGUCCUGAAGAGUGCAAAGCUGUCAGACACACAGCUAAAGGAAGAGAGUGUGUGUGAGAGAAAUCUGUUUCUGCUUUAGACUGUAAGCUACAGUGGUUGUGACAUGAAGCUUUGGAGCACUGAAGUGUGAGUGAAGCUAUUGAAAAGUCAAACAGCUGGGAGUGAACACUACCCUCCGUUCAAGACUGGCCAGAAUAAGAGUAAGACAUUGAACGGAUGAGUUCUGCUGGUAAGAACUGCAAUCACACCAUGACAGCCGGAGAGGCAGAAGCUGGGGAAUUAGUUCUGGAGCCCCUGGUCACUUGCAAGCUAUGUCUCUGUGAAUAUUCUCUUGAUAAGAUGACCACACUUCAGGAAUGCAGCUGCAUCUUUUGUACAGCGUGUCUAAAACAGUAUAUGGAGCUGGCAAUUCGAGAAGGCUGUGGUUGUCCUAUCGCUUGUCCAGACAUGGUGUGCUUGAAUCAUGGGACCCUACAAGAAUCAGAGAUUGCCUGUUUGGUACCUGUUGAUCAGUUUCAGUUAUAUCAGCGACUGAAAUUUGAACGAGAAGUUCAUCUGGAUCCAAACAGAAUGUGGUGCCCUGAUGCUGACUGCCAGACUGUGUGCUAUGUUGAAUUGAAUGAUUUGGGACAAGCAGUGCCGGUAGAAUGCCAGGCAUGUCACCUGAAGUUCUGUUCAUCUUGCAAGGAAGCAUGGCACCCAGAAAGCUUGUGCCAAGAAAACCAACCCAUUGUAAUGCCAACUGAGCAUGGAGCACUUAUCAGAACUGACACAGAGGCUCCAAUUAAACAGUGUCCAGUGUGCCGGAUCUAUAUUGAACGAAAUGAAGGUUGUGCUCAAAUGAUGUGUAAGAACUGCAAGCAUACAUUUUGCUGGUACUGUCUACAGAACUUGGAUAAUGAUAUCUUCCUAAGACAUUAUGACAAAGGCCCCUGCAGAAAUAAACUGGGCCACUCCCGAGCCUCUGUUAUGUGGAACAGAACACAGGUUGUGGGCAUCCUGGUGGGUCUGGGCAUCAUAGCAUUGGUGACAUCUCCUUUGCUGCUUGUGGCAUCUCCAUGUAUUAUCUGCUGCAUCUGCAAAUCAUGCCGAGGCAAAAAGAAAAAGCACAACCCACCCACAACCUAAAACUCGGUGUGCGUCUUUGCAUCCGGCUAUACAGUAUCUGUGUGAGAGAGAAAGCACAAAGGUUGCAUUUUGGUGCCAUCCCUACCAAAUACUUUUCCCUCUUCUGGCCAACUUUUGGGAUAAGUGCCUCUACUUUACAGGCUACUAUAUCAUUUGCAAGUCACAGUGCAGGAAAAGACUAGGAAUCUGUGGUGUGUAUAUAUGGUUAUGUCAAAAAAAUGGUCAGGUAGUUUAGGCUCCAUAUAUGUUCCACCUUUGAACAUGAUAGAAGCUCUAAGAAAGAGAGAACUUCUUACAGUCUGAAUGUGUGUUGUUCCUGCAGUAUUGUUCUUCUGCCUUAGCAGAACCACUCAUUCAACCAACUGAGGGAGCAUGUGUAAACAUAUAAGACUUCCUCUUAAAACUCUGCUAAUACAU
Gavialis gangeticus (Gharial) is the source of this 1699-nucleotide messenger RNA. RefSeq names its product ring finger protein 144B (gene RNF144B). Lineage: Eukaryota; Metazoa; Chordata; Crocodylia; Gavialidae. The transcript is spliced from 8 exons. The record is from RefSeq and is a predicted model, not a curated record. Gene Ontology annotation, biological process: positive regulation of proteasomal ubiquitin-dependent protein catabolic process; ubiquitin-dependent protein catabolic process; protein polyubiquitination. Gene Ontology annotation, cellular component: cytoplasm; ubiquitin ligase complex; mitochondrial membrane. Bases 371 to 1282 code for a protein of 303 amino acids. Gene Ontology annotation, molecular function: ubiquitin conjugating enzyme binding; zinc ion binding; ubiquitin protein ligase activity.